AUGACCAAUCCAUAUGACGAGGCCGCUGCGGACCAGUUGCGGGACAGUCUCAAAGAAUCUGUGCGAAAUGCACACCAAACAAGGCGGCCGAUCUUGACCCAUCUCAACACCGACACCAGCUGGUUGUUGUCCGUGCCGUAUUUACACCGGGUUCCCGUGCCUGGCCAGAGGUCUCGAUACAACAUUUUGAUAGAUCCGUGGUUGCGAGGUCCGCAAGAAGACGUCGCUGGCUGGUUCUCCAAGCAAUGGCAUGCGGUGGAGAGCAAUGUGGGCUCAAUCUACGAGCUUGAAGAUCUCCUGCGAGCUGCUGAAGAUAUUGAGCAUCAGGGUAGUAGGGUAUCCGACAGUGCCAUCGAAUCAUCCUACAUUGAUGCAGUGGUGGUCUCUCACGAGUUCACAGACCACUGCCACAAGGCUACGCUUCAUGAAGUCCCUCCAAACGUUCCAGUCUUCGCCAGUGGGAAAGCAGCGCGACUGAUCCGUUCUUGGAACCAUUUUUCAAUAGUCGUUGAAAUGCCAACGUUCAGUCGCGGACAGGACUGGCGGACAACAAGUACUCCUCCACUGCCAGAUUCGCUAGGUAUCAGCAGGAUUGUGACCAAUUCCGAUGCUUUAUACUACCACUCCGCAGUACUCAUCUGCAUGAGUGACCCAGAAUCUACCGCCGGAGCUGCGGAGGCGGUCAUAUACACCCCCCACGGAUUAGCGACUACCGCCGUCAUUACCAUCACCACUGCAGACCCGCCCGUAGAUGCCCUAGCACUUCUUCAUGGGUUACACGACGUGUCCAUUGCCUGGGGCAUGCAACUUAACUUGGGUGCAGUCAACGCUAUCAAAGCACAACAGUUGCUCAAUGCGAAAUUCUGGAUUGGAACCCACGACGAAGACAAGAACAAGUCGGGAUUCAUUGCACCGUUGCUUCGUCGCAAGGCCUUGACGGUACCGGAGGCUUUCGCGCAAGUUCAAGCAUUCCAAAAUGCUGCAGGCGACAGCGAUCCUGCUCCAGCAGGUGCACCCGUAUAUGUAGAGUUGGGAAAUGGGGAGUCGCUUCUGUUGGCCUAA
This is a messenger RNA of Exophiala aquamarina CBS 119918, 1062 nucleotides long. RefSeq lists its product as uncharacterized. NCBI's taxonomy places the organism in Eukaryota, Fungi, Ascomycota, Eurotiomycetes, Chaetothyriales, Herpotrichiellaceae. The transcript has a single exon. Bases 1 to 1062 code for a protein of 353 amino acids. The record is from RefSeq and is a predicted model, not a curated record.